AUCCUAGAAAACUUUUUAAUGUUCAAUAGCUAAAGUGUUCGUGACCACAAAUGUUCAACGCGCAUUCAAUGGGCUAAAAUGAUUUUAGGCCCAAUAGUUUAGUUUAAGCCCAUUUUAGCUCCUUCCAUAUCUCACACCUUCCUCUUCAUUUCUUCUUCACCGAGCCAUUUCUUCUGUAAGCGGAUUUCAUCAGCAUUCAGCAGCCAGACGAAACUUUUAACGAUCUACCAUCGAACCAGAGCUACCGUUUUCGUAUCUGUGUUAUCAUAUCCGGAUUAGGUUUUGAUUUUAUGAUUACAUUUGUUAUAAUCAGUGAUUUGUUGUUUAUUCGCGAUCCUCGGAUUUUCGCUGGAUGAUCUUUUGUGCUUCCUCUAUACGUUUUCUAAACCUAGAUUUGGAUCGAUUUGGUAUAUGAGAAGCUGUGUUUGUUACACUGUUUUUUGUGGUAACAAACACUUAACAUUCUACAGCCUCCACAAGGAUCCAUGAGUAUAUGUAUUUUGAUUUGAAUGUAGUAGCUGAUACUUGGGAUACAGUAAUAGAUUUUUUGGUGACUUCCCCAUUGUAUGAAAUGAUGAUGACAAAAAGGAUUUUGAGAGACAAGUACCAAUAAGUGUUUCCUCAUUAUAGAUUUUCUGUAACUGUCUGUGUGGAAUCUUGAGAUUACCUCUAGCAUCGCUAUUGUGCUGUAGAUUAUGUUUCUGUUAAAGUAAUUCACCAUUGUCGCUGAUACGUGGGAUACAGUAAUAGUUGACACUUGAUACAUUAGUAUCUUAAUUCACCAUGUUUAUUUAGCAAAAACAAAUUUACCAUGUUAUGAUUGAUGAUGACGAAAAGGAUUGUAAGAGUCCAAUGUUACUCCUUAUAGGUUUUCUGUAAUAGUUUUUAUGGAGUUUUCAAACAAUUUCAGGGUUUUCAAAGUGAACGAUUUUGUUAGUUCCUAGAAUCUCUCUCAUUCACUGUCUGCUUUAGUUAAAAUGAGUUUAAUGUUUUAUGCACAGGAUACUUCUUCAUUACCAUGGCAACAAGAAAUGCUUUGAGAAUUGUGUCUCGUAGGUUCUCUAGUGGCAAAGUUCUUAGCGAAGAGGAGAGAGCCGCUGAGAAUGUUUUCAUUAAGAAAAUGGAGCAGGAGAAGCUUCAGAAGUUAGCUCGACAGGGUCCUGGAGAACAAGCAGCAGGGUCAGCAAGCGAAGCAAAGGUUGCUGGUGCAACAGCAUCUGCAUCAGCUGAGUCGGGCCCAAAGGUGUCAGAAGACAAGAACAGAAACUAUGCGGUUGUGGCAGGUGUGGUUGCUAUUGUCGGUUCGAUUGGUUGGUACUUGAAAGCAGGUGGAAAGAAGCAGCCAGAGGUCCAAGAGUAAAGAGAUAGAUUGAUUGAUGGACUUGUGAUGAGUGAAUAAAACAGGGAGUAGCAUUACUCAUUCCUCCCUUGUGAGACACUUUGGAAUCAAAUCUUACGUUGCUGCUACUCUCUUUGAGUCUUUUCUUUUGUUUUUGUUACUUGACACAGUUUUUUUUUGUUUCCGGUUUGUUGACAUUUAGUUUCUCAAUCUAAACUCCAGAGACUUAUUUUCGCUCUCUUUUGAUCAGAAUUAGGUAUAUCUUUAUUCGGAUAAUCCUUCCCAUCCAAACUGAAAUUGUUAGUACCAACAUUUUUUUUAUCAGAACAUAUCUCGAGUACUGUGUUGA
This is a messenger RNA of Arabidopsis thaliana (thale cress), 1688 nucleotides long. RefSeq names its product copper ion binding protein. The coding region runs from base 1019 to 1360 and encodes 113 amino acids. The transcript is spliced from 4 exons. The record is from RefSeq and is marked reviewed. Lineage: Eukaryota; Viridiplantae; Streptophyta; Magnoliopsida; Brassicales; Brassicaceae. Gene Ontology annotation, cellular component: mitochondrion.